ACUCGACAAAGAACCUCCUAGGAGAAGGAGGUUUGGCUCAACUGCCUCAACUUCCCAUCUACUCACCUUUUUUUCCUGACUACACCUGCAAAAAUGGCAAAGGCUGUCUUUCUUGUGGCAUCUUUAUUAGUUUUAGGAAAUGUUUUCUUUAGCCAAGCUGCCUUCCCUCCUAAUGUCAUCGUUGAUAUGGCAAAAGUUGUCAUGGACAAUUACUGCUCACCAGAGAAGCUGGCGGGCAUGAAGGAGGCAAUUGAAGCAGCUGGCGGCAACACAGAGGUUCUCAACAUCCCAGAUGGGGAAUCCUUGGCUCGUGUCCUCAGUGGUGGAUUUCAGCUCACCAUCAGUGACCCACGCUUGACGGUCUCCUAUGAGCCAAACUAUGUCCCUGCAGUUCCUCCUCAGAUGCCUCCUUUGCCUCCCGAGCAGCUAAUUGCCGUCCUACAGACCUCGAUCAAGCUUGACAUCCUGGAGGGGAAUAUCGGCUACUUGAGGAUCGAUAACAUCCUUGGCGAAGAGGCUGCUGAAAAGGUUGGCCCCUUGCUUGUAGACCUGGUUUGGAAUAAAAUCUUGCCAACCACAGCUCUCAUCUUUGACUUGCGCUACACUGGCAGUGGGGACAUCUCAGGAAUCCCCUACAUUGUGUCUUACUUCACCGCAGCUGAGCCUCAGAUUCAUAUUGAGAGUGUGUAUGACCGUCCCUCAGACACCACCACAAAGCUGCUUUCUAUGGGCACGCUGCUUGGGCAGAGAUACAGCACCACCAAGCCACUCAUCAUUCUCACCAGCAAAAACACCAAGGGCAUUGCAGAGGAUGUUGCCUACUCUCUCCAGAGCCUGAAGAGGGCUACGGUCGUGGGUGAGAAGACUGCCGGGGGCUCUGUGAAAGUAGAAAAAUUCAAAGUGAGUGACACUGACUUCUAUGUAACCCUCCCAACUGCAAAGGCCAUCAACCCUAUCACCGGCUCCUCCUGGGAGGUUUCAGGUGUGACCCCUGAUGUGGAAGUCAACGCUGAGGAUGCCCUUGCAACAGCCAUCAAAAUUGUCAGCCUUCGUGCCAAAGUUCCAGCCAUCAUUGAGGGAUCAGCUGCCUUGAUCACUGACAACUACGCCUUUGAGAGUGUUGGGGCUGAUGUGGCAGAAAAGUUGAAAGGACUCCUGGCAAAUGGAGAUUACAGCAUGGUCGUCUCAAAGGCAAGUCUGGAGGCCAAGCUGUCCGCUGACCUGAAGACCCUGUCCGGAGACAAGAGCCUGAAGACGACUAGCAACAUACCCGCCCUGCCCCCCAUGGUGAGACCCUCAGUAUCAGUUAAAUGAGUGUGAUGGGAUGUGAACAAACAAUGAUACUGCAAACAAAGUUUUUUAUUUAAUUAUUUACAUUCAGAGUAGCAACUGGAUUCAAAUUCAGUCAGGUCAGCAUUUUAUAGCUAGAAGAAGUUUAUAAUAUGCUUCAAACUAGCAGUAACGAGAAUGGCUAAUAACUAUUAAUCUAUUUGUUUGACAUAAAAAGAAGUUUUAAUAUUUGCUCUGAUUGCAAAAAUGAUUGCAUUAAAAAUUCUAACUUGCCGCCUGCUCUCCCCCAGGAUUACUCUCCAGAGAUGUACAUUGAGCUGAUCAAAGUCUCCUUCCACACCGACAUACUUGAGAACAACAUCGGCUACUUGCGUUUUGACAUGUUUGGUGACUUUGAGGAAGUCAAGGCCAUUGCCCAGAUUAUUGUGGAGCAUGUCUGGAACAAAGUCGUGAACUCCGAUGCCAUGAUCAUUGACCUCAGGUGGGUAAUCCUGCUCAUAGAGCAAGCUAAUUUGAAAUUCAGUGUCCGUUUCUGGAAAACAAAUCAUCUGCUAAAGCUGCUCAAGACCAUCAAACCACAUCUUUAAAUAGAGGGCUUAGACUGUCUGACUUAGUCCGGAUAAGUGAAGUGGUCUAUUUAAGGAUCUGUCUAUUUUCACCUCAGUGCCUACAUCACCUAAGUAUCUUUCAUUUCAUCAUUAUUCUUUAUCUGAUUUUACAGGAACAAUGUUGGUGGCCCAACAACCGCCAUCUCAGGAUUCUGCUCGUACUUCUUUGAUGCUGACAAGCAGAUUGUUCUGGAUAAAUUGUACGACAGACCAUCCGGCACCACAACAGAGCUCCUGACCCUGUCCGAACUUACUGGUAUUUAUAAAGAAAAAUCAAUUUAUUGUGUUUUGCUCAUUUGUGUAGUUUAGCAAACUACUGCAAGAAGCAAAGAAAGCAUUAAGUAGCUAAGAAGCCCAACAUUUAAAGAGCUGGUCAAAGUCGAAAACAGAGCUAAAAGAUAUUUUUAUUGGACAAUGUUAUAAGCUCAUUAAUACAAUGACCUAAGGCAUAAGAAAGCUGUCAGUUCAAUAUCUGAGCUGUGUUUGGUUUGCAAGAAAUCCCUCAGCACUAUUGUCUGAUUUUAAUCUCACUUCUGCACCUAAAACAAAAGAGGUCCAAAAACAAAAAUACCUCUAUAUGUGCACACUUUCUGUUUUUCUGUUAUGUCCCUAACCCUCGCUCUGUCUGACAUUUAUAACUCCGCUCUGCCUCCAUCUUAUCCUCUUCCUCAGGUGAAAGGUAUGGCUCAAAGAAGAGCCUGAUCAUCCUGACCAGCAGCGCGACUGCUGGUGCUGCAGAGGAGUUUGUUUACAUCAUGAAGAAGCUCGGCCGUGCAAUGAUUGUAGGAGAGACCACUUCUGGAGGUUCCCACCCACCCCAGAUCUUCAGUGUUGGUGAUACUGGCCUCUUCCUCAGCAUCCCCACUAUCCACUCUGACACUUCCACUGGGCCAGCCUGGGAGGGAGUCGGAAUCACACCUCACAUACCUGUGGCAGCUGAUGCUGCUCUCGGCACAGCUAAGGGCAUCUUUAAUAAGCACCUUGCAGGCCAGAAGUAAAACAACCUGAAUGAAGUCAGGGCAUUUUUAAACACUUUUGCUCUGGUAGCCAAAUGGUUACAAGAUUUAGAGUCUAGAAAAGUUCACGGAGAAAGGAAUGUAGAUUAAGCUUAAGGUACAAAGUUUAAUCUGUCAUCCAUCAUCUCAAAACCUUUUAAGCCUGCUUAUAAUGUAGAGCAAAGGUUCAACAGGAUUUACUUAAUGUUUAAAAUGCUGUUGAAUCUGACACAAAAGUAAAAGGUUCUGAGAAUGACUAGCACUGAGGGGCUAACCCUUCAAGGAAGUUUGUUGCAAAGAUCAAGAAUUCAACUUUUGAGAUGUCACAAAUUAAUUAUGUUAGAUCAUUUGAUCUGGACCUCUGUGUAUUAACCUGUUUGUUGGCACUUGUCAGAAAACCAUCACAAAAUGAUAAUGUGGGGACAAUGCUGUGUUAAACCGGGAUUGUUUUAAAUUCAGAGCUGAGACACAAUAAAAAGAGACAAAUUCAUUAAAAAUAA
Messenger RNA from Xyrichtys novacula (pearly razorfish), 3393 nucleotides. The record is from the annotation of a GenBank genome assembly. Lineage: Eukaryota; Metazoa; Chordata; Actinopteri; Labriformes; Labridae.